CAAAAUGUCCAUUCUUUCUUUGCACCACAGUGAGCAUCUCCCUCUCUAUCAGGAUGCAGAAGGCCUCUGUGCUCCUCUUCUUAGCCUGGAUCUGUUUGCUUUUCUACGCUGGCAUUGCACUCUUCACCAGUGGCUUCCUUCUCACCCGUUUGGAGCUCACCAACCAAAGCAGCUGUCAAGAGCCCCCAGGCACUGGCUCCCUGCCGUGGGGAAGCCAAGGAAAGCCGGGGGCCUGCUGGAUGCCUUCUCGCUUCUCCAGAGUUGUGUUGGUGCUGAUAGACGCUCUGCGGUUUGACUUUGCCCAGCCCCAGCGCUCACGGGCGGCCGGGGAACCCCCUGUCUCCGUGCCUUUCCUGGGAAAAUUAGGCUCCUUGCAGAGGAUUCUAGAGACUCAACCCCACCAUGCCCGGCUAUACCGGUCUCAGGUGGACCCCCCCACGACCACCAUGCAGCGUCUGAAGGCUCUCACCACUGGCUCGCUGCCUACCUUUAUUGAUGCUGGCAGUAACUUUGCCAGCCACGCCAUAGUGGAAGACAAUCUCAUUAAACAGCUCAACAGUGCAGGAAGACGGAUCGUCUUCAUGGGAGAUGACACGUGGGAAGACCUCUUCCCAGGAGCCUUUUCCCAAGCUUUCUUCUUCUCCUCCUUCAAUGUCAGAGACCUGCACACAGUGGACAACGGCAUCCUGGAACACCUCUACCCCACCCUGGACAGCGGUGCAUGGGACGUGCUGAUUGCGCACUUCCUGGGUGUGGAUCACUGCGGUCACAAGCAUGGCCCUCAUCACCCUGAAAUGGCCAAGAAACUUAGCCAGAUGGACCAGGUGAUCCAGGGACUUAUGGAACGUCUGGAGAAUGACACACUGCUGGUGGUAGCUGGUGACCAUGGAAUGACCAUGAACGGGGACCAUGGAGGGGACAGUGAGCUGGAGGUGUCAGCUGCACUUUUCCUAUACAGCCCCACAGCCCUCUUCCCGAGUGCCCCACCAGAGGAGCCAGAGGUUAUCCCUCAGGUCAGCCUGGUGCCCACGCUGGCACUGCUGCUAGGCCUGCCCAUCCCGUUUGGGAACAUCGGGGAAGUGAUGGCCGAGCUCUUCUCAGGCGGCAGUGACUCCCAGCCUCAGGCCUCUGCUCUAGCCCAAGUCUCAGCUCUCCUUAUCAAUGCCCAGCAGGUGUCCCGAUUCCUUCAGACCUAUUCAGCCUCCACUGAGGAUCUCCAAGUUAAAGAACUUCACCGGCUGCAGAAGGUCUUCUCCAAGGCCUCGGCUAGCUACCAGCAACUUCUGCGGAACCCCCAAGAGGCCAAGGCCGCGCUGAGCACCCUGACUGCUGACCUGCAGCAGUUCCUGCGGGGAGCUCGGGCAAUAUGCAUCGAGUCCUGGGCCCGCUUCUCUCUGGUCCGAAUGGCGGGGGGUGCUGCCCUGUUGGCUGCCGCCUGCCUCCUCUGCCUGCUCGCAUCCCAGCUGGUGGUGUCCCCAGGCUUUCUCUUCCGACCACUGCUGCUAAUUCCUGUAGCCUGGGGCCUCACUUGGGCCGUACUCUAUGCUGGACUCUUGGUAACUACUGGGUCAAAGCUGGAUUUAGUGGCUCUAGGGGCUGUGGCUGCAGCAGGUUCACUCCUCCCUUUUCUGUGGAAAGUUUGGGCCAGCUGGGGGUCCCAGAGGUCCCUGGCGCCCCUCCUUCCCGCCCCUAGACCUGUCCUGUUACUCCUGCUUAUUCGCUUGGCCACCUUCUUCUCCGAUAGUUUUGUCGUUGCUGAGGCCAGGGCCACCCCCUUCCUUCUGGGCUCUCUCGUCCUGUACCUGGUUGCUCAGCUUCACUGGGAGGGCCAGCUGCUGUCACCUAAACUGCUCACAGUUUCCCGUCCCGGCUCUUGUGCCCCAACAGGCCCCCCACGGCAUGGUGGCACAUACACCCUGAAGCUUGGAGUUGGGUUGCUUUUAUGUACAAGGCUAGCUGGGUUCUUUCACCGCUGCCCUGAAGAGACACCUGCUUGCCACUCCUCUCCCUGGCUGACCCCUCUGGCAUCUCUAGUGGGAGGUCGAGCCAAGAACUUGUGGUAUGGAGCUUGUGUGGGGGCACUGGUGUCCCUGUUAGUUGUUGUUCGCCUGUGGCUUCGCCGCUAUGCUAAUCUCAAGAGCCCUGAGCCUCCUGUGCUCUUCAUGCGCUGGGGGUUGCCUCUCAUGGUCCUGGGCACAGCUGCCUACUGGGCCUUGGCGUCGGGGGCAGAUGAAGUACCACCACGGCUCCAGGCCCUGGUUGCCGGGGCGACCGUCGUGUUGCCCCGGGCCGUGGUGGGGCUUGCGGCCUCCGGCCUCCUGCUUCUGCUGUGGAGGCCUGUGACGGUGCUGGUGAAGGCUGGGGCUGAUGCUUCGAGGACCAGGACAAUCCUCACUCCCUUCUCAGGUCCCCCUACAUCUCGGGCUGAUCUAGAUUACGUGGUCCCACAAAUCUACCGCCACAUGCAGGAGGAGUUCCAGGACCGCCUGGAGAAGACCAAAGCUCGGGGUCCUGUGACUGUGGCUGCGUAUCAGUUGGGAAGUGUCUACUCAGCUGCGGUGGUCAUGGCACUCACCCUCUUGGCCUUCCCACUCCUGCUGUUGCACGUGGAGCGAGUCAGCCUGGUGUUCCUGCUCCUCUUCCUGCAGAGCUUCCUCCUCCUGCACCUGCUAGCUGUGGGGACGCCGCCGGUCGCCACCGCUGGUCCUUUUACUGUGCUGUGGCAGGCAGUCUCAGCUUGGACCCUUUUGGCCACCCAGACCUUCUACUCCACAGGCCACCAGCCUGUCUUCUCAGCCAUCCAUUGGCCUGCAGCCUUCGUGGGAUUCCCAGAAGGCCACGGCUCCUGCACUUGGUUGCCCGCUUUACUAGUGGGUGCUAACACCUUCGCCUCCCACCUUCUCUUUGCAGUAGGUUGCCCACUGCUCCUGCUCUGGCCCUUCCUGUGUGAGAGUCAAGGGCCAAGGAAGAGGCAGCAGCUCCCAGGGAGUGAAGCUGAGGCCAGAGUCAGGCCCGAGGAGGAGAGCGAGGAGCCACUGAUGGAGAUGCGCCUCCGGGACGCUCCGCAUCACUUCAGCGCAGCCCUGUUGCAGCUGGGCCUCAAGUACCUGUUUGUUCUGGGAGUCCAGAUUCUAGCCUGUGCCUUGGCAGCUUCCAUCCUCCGCAGGCAUCUCAUGGUGUGGAAGGUGUUUGCCCCCAAGUUCAUCUUUGAAGCCAUGGGUUUCAUCGUGAGUAGUGUGGGACUUCUCCUGGGCAUAGCUCUGGUGAUGCGAGUGGACUGUGCUGUGAGUUCCUGGUUCAGGAAACUAGUCCUGGCCCAGCAGAGGUAGCCCAGGCUCUGCAUGUUGGCGCCUGACCACAGAGAGAGCUGCAGACUAAUCCGGCCUAACCUGUGCCGGUGCUGGAUCUUCGGCAAGAGACUCAGACGUGCCUCUUCCCACCACGUGCCAGAGCCAGCUUACUCUGGGACGUCGUCACCUGAGCCUGAGCCCUCGCUCCUGAUUCGGAUGUAUCUGAUGGGCAACAGGGGCAGCCACGAAAGCGGAAUAAAAUCAGUGUAAAGGUGUGUGUCGAA
Messenger RNA from Acomys russatus (golden spiny mouse), 3574 nucleotides. RefSeq names its product phosphatidylinositol glycan anchor biosynthesis class O (gene Pigo). Gene Ontology annotation, molecular function: mannose-ethanolamine phosphotransferase activity. NCBI's taxonomy places the organism in Eukaryota, Metazoa, Chordata, Mammalia, Rodentia, Muridae. Gene Ontology annotation, cellular component: endoplasmic reticulum membrane. The record is from RefSeq and is a predicted model, not a curated record. Bases 54 to 3329 code for a protein of 1091 amino acids. The transcript is spliced from 10 exons. Gene Ontology annotation, biological process: GPI anchor biosynthetic process.